Molecule: messenger RNA, 2079 nt
Organism: Ectocarpus siliculosus
Lineage: Eukaryota; Phaeophyceae; Ectocarpales; Ectocarpaceae
Source: the annotation of a GenBank genome assembly
AUGGUGUUUGGAAUCUACCGCCACAAUUCAUUGAGGGUGCAGUGCUUCCCUCAGCAGGCGCAACAGCGGCACGAUUGCACGCUGCACGAGAUGGACGCGCACAACGUGGCGCUGCAGCUCCGAACCCUGGAGGGCAACAUGUGGCUGCAUGUGUCGUGGCAUCCCAAGGGCGCAAGGUGCCACGUGGGUGGGGACGUGCCUAGGGAGAAGGAACAAAAGGCGUACACCUUCUCGCAAACGCUGCGGUCGCAGAUUUGGGGGCUCAACAUAGUCUCGGUGGGGCUCGCGCGGCCGAUGGAGCGCGUGGUGCGGCUCGACCUCGCUCCGAGGCUGGACACCCCCUCGACCUUCCGCCUCUACGUCGAGAUCAUGGCCAGCCGCAGCAACGUCGUGCUGGUCGCCGUGGACGAAGCGAGCGGGUCGGAGACGAUAGCCGCGUGCGCCUACCAGGUCAGCCCGAGCAAAUCGGUGCGGCCGCUCUCGACAGGCCAGGCCUACGAGCUUCCCCCGGCCAUGACGGCGCGGCGGCGCCCCCGCCCGGAGGAGCCGUUCGAAGAUUUCGUCGAGGCGGUCGGCAGGGUCCCCACGCAGCAGCUCAAGAAGGCCCUCGUGGCCGUGUACCAGGGCCUCAGCCCCAUGCUGGUCACCGUCAUGGCCUCUCGCGUCCCGGGGCUAACGGCGGCGACCAAGGUCGGGGAGGUGUCCCCUGAGCAGUGGAGCGCGCUUUUCGACGGUCCCUGGAAGCGGUGGUUAAGGGUCAUCGGGGACGGGGGGGACGCUGCCGCUGGCGCGGCGGCGGUGGCAGAUGGUGCUGGGGCGGGUGGCGACGCGGCGUCGAACGUGCCGACGAAGCCGUGGAUUUCGGAGGACGGUGCGUCCUACUACCCCACCACGCUUGGAGAAGGAGAGGGAGACGACGACGGGGCUGCCGAUGUUGCUGCGGCAGGACAGGGCGGCAGGAGCAAGGUGUUUAGCCUGGCCAGGCUCGAGAAGAUCAUGGAGAAGUACUACCGGGGCACCCAGAGCAACGAGGAGUUCGACGGCCUCAAGCGGAGGUGCCUCUCGAGGGUGACGGCGACGCUGGCCAAGCUCAGGGAGCGCGCGGCGGAGUUCGAAGACCAGCAGGCGGCUGCGCAAGAGGACAAGGUGUCCGAGCUGAACCGGCGAGGGGAUCUGCUGAUGACGUACGGGUACGACUGGGAGUACGGGCAGACGCACGUGCACUGCGAAGACUUCGACACCGGGGAGCCUGUGUCCAUCGAGAUACCCCGAGACAAGACCCCCAUAGACGUGGCGCAGGAGGCCUUCAAGCUCGGCAAGAAGCUCAAGCGGAGCGCGGCUGUCGUCAAAGAGCUUCUGGACCGGGCGAACGCUCAGAUCUUGUACGCCGAAGGGAUCGAGAUGGCGCUGGAGCAGCUUCGCGGCGGAAACCCAGGGACAGCGUCUUCUCGAGAGGAGCUGUCGGUGUUGAGGGGCGUCGCCGAAGAACUGGGGAUUCUCGGGGGUGCCGACGCCGCGCGGAGCUUCGCUUCCGCGUUCGGGGUGAAACAGGUCCAGUCCGGCGGAACAACCAAUGACGGUUCGGGAAAGCGCGGGGGCAACAGGAAGGGUAACAGGAAGGGCGCGGCCGGGGGCAAGAAGGGCAAGGGCGGAGGCGGUGGCAGGGGGGGGGGUGGCAAGAAAGAGGCCCCGACCGCCGGUCUCCUCGAGCUGCGCCGGGAGCCCGGGGCGCCGGCGGUCCUCGUCGGGAGGAAUAACCAGCAGAACGAGCGAAUCACGUUUUCGCUGGCGAGGGGCCAUGAGCUGUGGCUGCACGCAAGAGGCGUGGCGGGAGCGCACGUGCUGCUGAGGCUGGACCCCGGGCAAGAGGUGGAGGACGAUGACCUAGCCUUCGCCGCGGAUGUCGCUGCUUUCUUCUCCAAAGCUCGACAGUCAGCAAGCACCCCCGUAGACUACAUUUCGCCGAAGAUGGUAAAGAAGCUGGGGGGAGGCGGGCCGGGCAUGGUCAAGUUCGACGGCGCGAAGGUGGUCCGGGGAGAGCCUGGCAGGCGCAUAUUUGCUUUGGUUCGUGCUAGGUGA